UGGCAAUCUUGUGACACUCUUCCUUUUAUCGAAAACGCGGUGCCUCGCGCCUGCUGCCGUGGAGGCAUGGCGGAGGGCGUGGAGAUGUCCCCUGAGGAUCAAGCCGCCGCCGAAGUCGCCGAUCUGUGGCGGGCUGCGCCGGGCCAGGAGGUCGAUUCCGCUGUGAUUUGGCUUCAUCACCAAGGUGAAUCGGAGGCGAUCCAGCAGAUGAUGUUCAACGACUUCACGAUACCCAAUGCGGGUCGUGUACGUUGGCUUUGGCCGCGAGCUCCCUUGCAGCCCUCCAGCAUUCGAGGGCAUUCCUUGGUUUUGCAGUGGUUUGACGUGAAGGAGUACCCCAUUUGCCGCACCGUGCGCGGGGUGCCCGAUCGACCACGCAAGGGCGAGGAUCCAGAGGACGUGCAGAAGGCCGUGGCCCGCGUGGAGGCCGCGGUCAAAGCGCUCGAGGUGGAGGGCGUGCCGCGGCGGCGCAUCCUCCUGGGCGGUUUCGGCAUGGGCGGCGCGUUGGUGCUGAAGACGGUGCUCCAAUCCCGAGAGCCUUUUGCUGGAGGCGUCGUGUGCAGCGCAUGGUUGCCGUGCGCAGAGGACUUGGCAGAGAGCUUGAGGGAAGGUGGCAUCACGACGGAGAUGCUCUGGUGCCAUGGCGCCAGGGACAGCGUGGUGGAGCCUGUUUUGGCUGCGCAACAAGCGAAGAUGCUCAAGGAGGCCGGGGUCCAGAUCCGAUUUCAGCUCUUCCCAGAAGCUCAGUUCGAGCUGUCCCGUGAGCCUUUGUUGGCUGUGCAAGCCUUCAUCGCACGAUGCUUGAAGAUGGAGGAGAAGGACGAGGAGGAGCCGCCCGAGCUGCCCACCGAUGGCACACAGAGCGCCCUCUGGUUGCAUCACUGAGCGCCGUCCUCCACGGGUGACUUCAGUCCUCCACGGUGGGUGACCCGUGUCUCGGUUUCACCACGCCGUGACCGCCGUGACGGUGAGAAAAGGCUUGGGUCAGUAGGGCUCAGUAGGGUAGCAGGACUGAAGGACUGGAACACCGGAGCUGCC
This is a messenger RNA of Durusdinium trenchii, 1038 nucleotides long. The record is from the annotation of a GenBank genome assembly. Lineage: Eukaryota; Dinophyceae; Suessiales; Symbiodiniaceae.